AUGCCACGCCUCGGGUACAAGAAGUCUCGCGGUGGCUGUGCAAGGUGUAAGCAGCGACGUGUUAAAUGCGAUGAGAACAAGCCUUGCGGCGCCUGCAUCAGGCACAACACCCCAUGCAGUCUCGUCGAGGACUCGGGGGCAAGCCAACCAGGUGAUGCCAACAGUAUGCAUUGGGAGCCGUCCCGUUCUCAGGCCAUAUCAAAUUCUAGAGCAUCGAGUCUUCAACGCAAGGUAUCAUCCCGCAAAGGGUCGGGCGGCAGCCGCAAGACGACGGGCUCUUCAAUCAGCCCGAUAGACCACUCACUCACUCCGCCGAGUCUACUAGACUCAACGCUGAACCUGCCUGCCGACUUCAUCAGUGACCAUGCUUCUUCCGUGGGAGGCGGGAAAAGGCAAUCAUCAACAUCGCCGUCGAGCCCUGAUCCGUUUCCUUACUUUGUCAAGUUCUCUACAGGCCCUGUGGAGCCGGUUCAUCUCAGCAGAUGGAUCACGGAUCUGGAGCUCAUGCACCACUAUUCCACCGCGACCUGUCUCACGAUGCCAAGGGCGACAGACGCGAGCAACAUCUGGCAGUUUGAAGUCCCGAGGUUAGGCCUCACCUACAUGUUUCUGAUGCACCAAGUUCUCGCCAUAAGUGCCCUACACCUCGGAAAUCUACAUCCGGAGCAGCGAGAAUCCUAUGCGCUUCAUGCAUCGCAACAUCAAACUGAUGCAAUCGCCGGCAUGAGAGAGACCCUCACUCAAAUCUCACCGGACAACUGCCAUCCGCUCUUCGCAGCCUCGUCAUUAUUGCUCAUUAGCGCUUUCGCAACAUUCCCAUAUCAAAGGAGCGGACCAGAGGGACACGAGGCACCGACAGUAGAUGACGUUCUCGAUGUAUUCCUGCUAGUGAGGGGGAUGAGCAACAUCUUGUCGUCUUCACAGCCAGUCAUCAGAGGAGGGCCCUUUAGGGGGUUUUUCAUGGAGGUCGUGACACCAUCAUCCACACAGUUGUUAGACGCGAUAAAACAGCAUCUUCGAACCUUUCAAAUCAGCUUGCAAUCAAGCAACGCGAGCCCAUCAACUAAGCAAAUAGUCGCCACAGAAAUCGCCAUGCUCUUGGAGUGGAUUGACCACGCAACCAACACCACCGCGUAUCCUGAACUGCGGGUCGCCUUGACAUGGCCAAUCGGCCUCACGGAGGAGUUCAUGCAACUCUUGCGGAGCAGAGAUCCCGCCGCGUUGACGUUGCUGGCCUACUAUUCCGUCGCAGUCCACUCGACGGAGCAUACCACAUGGUUCAUGCAGGGAUGGGGUGUAAACACGGCGAAAGCGAUAGUGUGCGAUUUGGAUCCGGAGUGGAAAGAUUUGAUACAGUGGCCACUGGCUUUCAUCAGUGACCGGUCCAUACAGGUUUAG
Molecule: messenger RNA, 1398 nt
Organism: Colletotrichum truncatum
Lineage: Eukaryota; Fungi; Ascomycota; Sordariomycetes; Glomerellales; Glomerellaceae
Product: DUF814 domain-containing protein
Biological process (GO): regulation of transcription by RNA polymerase II
Molecular function (GO): zinc ion binding; DNA-binding transcription activator activity, RNA polymerase II-specific
Source: RefSeq, a predicted model, not a curated record